AAGAUGUUGACGCUGCCUCUUCGGUACUGCUUUAGAAAACAAAUGGCUGAAGAAAAGCGGAAAAGGAAAAUAUACUGAAGAAAAAUGUGCAAGUCAAAAAAGUCCUCGUUUCGAAGAAGCAGAACUUACCAAAAGCGAAAAAAACGCUGUCCGUCUCAGUCUUCACUCUCAUAACCUAUAAUUGUUUCUACCAGCCUCAGCCAAUCUUUACUCUCAAACGAUUGAACAUGCCACCUGACGACGAGAUUGGAGACCAGACAGCCAGCACUAUGUUGGCUGGACGAGAGUCUGUUUGCGUGCCCGCGGACGGAGCCGACGUACCCUCCGUAGUGGAUGCAGAAGUAGCAGCUGCAGAAGAUUCUGGAUCACCUUCUAAUUACGAUCAUUGGCAUUGGGUUAUCCUUAUCAUCUGAUUAAAUUAAGUAGAGAAGUUUAAUAUAUAACUUGUAUCUGCUGCUGCCUCACGACGUGGGUCUGACUCUAUUCGCUCCAAGUUCAUCCAUGAAAGAAUAGAUCUUGUUAACGAAGAAUUGAAGGAUUUUGCAGAUCACGGCGUGAAGAGAAGUAGAAGAACGAAUAAGUAUCUGAUGAUGUUAACAAUCUAGAAGUAGCGCUGCCUCUAAUCCGACACGUCAAAACCUGCUAGCGUCAAUGCGUCUCCGGUUGUAGAGCCCCCAAAGCCGAGGAAAUACAGGUUUUCCAUAGCAGAGCCAGAGUCAUUCGAAAGUGACUUUGGAAACGCAACAUCUUCAAGGAACUCACGGGUGAGCAUUAGGGAUUGUUCUUGGCAGGAAAAAAAUCAUUUCAUCAUGUUGCAAGGAUUACUCAGAACAAUUCUUUAUGCCCAAGGCAGGUCGUUGUGAUAGGCUAGACGCGAUGAUGCUUGUGACGUGAGGGAUUGACUUCGACUAGUGGUCGACAGCACUCCUAGAAAUCAAAUAGUUUUUUCGUCUUGCCUCGUGACACUGACACAAUCGAUCUCCACUUCUAAUCCUCCUCGAUUAUCAAGUCGAACUAGCGAAGUACAACAGCUAUUGCUGCCACCUUCGAUUCUGGCAGCGAGAGUGAGUGCUACUUUACGAGGAGAGGAGGCAAAUCUUCUUGACAACUCAAACGGCAGGAUGCGAGGUAGCGUUUUUAUGCUGGAACCGACAGCGUCGACAGCGAGUGGAACACGAACAGGUAAGUGUUAAUGAAUUAAUAAUUGGAUGAUUCUUGCUUGUUUCUCCCUCUUGUUGCCUCUAGUAAUUAUGUUUUUUCAUCACAUCAUCAUGUCAUGAUCCUUGAUCUUCACCAUGUUGUCGUGGCCACAAAAUCCCAUCUACUUCUAGAAGGCUCGUCGUGCUCACAAUUCAUCCAACAACCAACCUCAGGUUCAGAAGUCCCGCCAACACCCACUUUCGAUGAUGGCGACCUAGAGCUUCUGAAGGGGAGAAAUAGCGGCUCUCGCUCUGUCUCCAAGUCCUCUAGCUCGUCGUCACUUGGGGAAGAUGCGAGUUUCUCUGGUACUUUUUUUCGGGUUUUGUUUGACACUACAGUGGAUACUACAGUGGAAGUCGGGAAAGUAUUACUUUUUUGUGGAUGGUGCAGCCAGGUGCAGAUGACUCCCUAAUACAGUUGUUUUUCCUAUACUUCAUACAAAUACUCUUGGUUGAUGUACUACAACAACUUACUUACAAUACUAGAGCGACCUAUCCACUUCUUCAUCUCAGAGCCGAUCGGCCUCGCCCCCUUCGCGCCAUUCAAUGCCGAUAGUGUAGCGCACUUUCCCAGUGUUGUUGCUGAAAUAGCUCACGAGGCGUCUUUGCUGUCCGUAGUCUGUUCUUCCAGAUAUGAGGCUUUGCGCAAGAAAAGGGUCGAGAAGCCAGAAGCUUUCCAGACCGGCAGCUUUGGUGCGAGGCUGUUGUUAUGGUCUUGACAGCGAUGAGGUUGAGGUACUUACUUGUUGAGAACAACAAGAAGUGUUGUUCUUAAGUCGACGCAACGUAGGUCAGCCAUCAAUUUUAACCAAGUCUUUCUCAUGUUGAAUAAAGUAACCAGUGGUAUACAAAUACAUCGAUCUUCAAGUCGGUUUCAUGUAGAAGAACCAGUCCUGAUAUUCAAGCUCUAAUAUGCGGCCAAUUCUCCGACGCCCUUCAGACCGGUGCCUAUGUCUUGGGGAAAACGAAGUACAUGCUCCACACCCAAGUCUUGGAUCUAAGGGGAGAACGGAAACCUGUUAAACCGGUACCAAGAUACCGUAGAGCAACAUCUUUCGUACGGAUUUCCAGAGGAAGAGAGAGAGGAAAAAAAUGAUAGAAGUAAAAUAGAAGGAAAACUGAUACUCGCUUCGCGAUACAGGUCGAUGAGUUGCAGCUGUUGCGUGAUUCGAAAGAGGGGACAUCUUCGACGUAAUCGUCAUAAUUAUAGAGACAGAUUUUCUAGAAGACCAUUCAUCGAAAUUCCUUCCAUUUCCCUAACAUCGAUCAUCUCCCAUUGUCUGCUCGCCACAGAUGUUAAACCGCGAGUUCGAUCCCCAGUCGCAAGUAGAUGAAGCCCUACGGUCCGUUCACGGCGCUUCCUCCAAGAUCGCGUGUUUAGCGGAGGACAUAGUUAAGCUUGAUCGUCCUCAACUGAUGUUAGAUUCAGAUUCUUGGACUUUUAGCAUCCUCAACGCAGGAGCAAAAUCUACCUUGUACACCAACAAAAAUUUUUGGAAAUUAUGACAUCUUCUAUUUGCUAUAAUUAAAAACCGGCAAGGGAAACCUUCCCUCUCUCUCACCAGGCACCACAGUAUAACAACCAUGCCUUUCUUCCCCUUCUAGCCUAUACGCUCACUCCGUCACAAGUGUUGGGCCCACUCCUAUCCUAUCCUAUCCUAUCCUAUCCUAUCCUAUCCUACACGGACACACCCUUAACACUGCGACACUCACUCUAACCUCCCAACAACCGUAAUUCCGACGAAACGAAAGAGCAAUCUCCAACAAACAUCGAUUGGACGUAGCUCAGGCUCUUCGAUGUUUGGGAUCCGCUUCAAGGAGUUCUACGAGCAAGGUUUCGAAACAAGAAGGAAGCUCGAGGAGCCGGUUAGUAGUGUGGGUAUUAAUUUCUUGCUGGAUGGUGUCAGUCUUCUUUUGCAUCCAUUGAUUCGUAAUAUUGUCAUGAUAUUAUAGACAGUUGUUGCAGUGCUAGUUUUUCGCUUCAGUGAAGUAGAUGCGUUUGUUUUAUCAAUGAAAAAAGUAAUUCUAAUUGCAGCCAGUACCUAACCUUGCAAGUUCUCGUGUCUUAUUAUCCCUCCAAACAACUCACCAACAGAAUUCCUGCAAUGUAUGGAGCAGUUUUACGCGCUCAAAGGGCAUUUUGAGAGCGUUAUUUCGAAAAGCAACACGCUCAUGCGCAUUCUGGAUACGCAAUUGGACUCGCAGACGACCUCGAUUGGGGCAACUAUCAAGGUCGCUGUUGCUGCCUCGAAGCUCAAGGGCUUGCUGAAUAAGAGCAAGCAAGGCGUCGACGAAAGAGCGAUGGCGAGUUAA
Amoebophrya sp. A25 is the source of this 3512-nucleotide messenger RNA. Lineage: Eukaryota; Dinophyceae; Syndiniales; Amoebophryaceae. The record is from the annotation of a GenBank genome assembly.